Messenger RNA from Aspergillus puulaauensis, 1311 nucleotides. RefSeq lists its product as uncharacterized. The record is from RefSeq and is a predicted model, not a curated record. The transcript has 2 exons. Gene Ontology annotation, molecular function: protein kinase activity; ATP binding. NCBI's taxonomy places the organism in Eukaryota, Fungi, Ascomycota, Eurotiomycetes, Eurotiales, Aspergillaceae. Gene Ontology annotation, biological process: protein phosphorylation. Bases 1 to 1311 code for a protein of 436 amino acids.
AUGUCGUCGCAUGAGCCCGAGCCGUAUUCGCCGAGUCCGGAGCCCCUCUCGGAGGACGAGAUGGACUUUGAAGACAAUGGCCUCCGUUUCGAUGGAAUUCCCCAGGGCCUGGAGAAGAUAUGCGACUACGCAGAGGGCGGACAUCAUCCUGUCUCCCUCAAUGACCGGUUGGGUGACCACAGACAGUUCCAAGUCAUCCACAAGCUGGGCAGUGGUGGCUACGCGAGCGUCUUGCUCUGCCGUGUUCUUGAUGCGAAUCCAUCCCAGUAUAUCGCAUUGAAAAUCCUAAUGGCCGAUUCCUCGGGUGCAGACUGCCCGGAAAGGACCAUAUUGCAAUUCCAGGAGCUUGUACAAGACGAGCCCACUGUCGCAAAAUACUUCUCUCUUCCCUUGCACCAGUUCCAGAUCGACGGCCCAAACGGCACCCACCUGUGCUUCGUCUACCCACUCGCAGGCCCUGCGAUUUGUCCCAACCACACAAGGACAGAUGAUCCUACGGAAAUGCUGCGAGGGGUAUCGUGCCAGGUUGCCGAGGCCAUGGCUAUCAUUCAUCGCUUUGGGUUUUGUCACGGAGAUUUUCGACCAGCAAAUAUACUGUUCCGCACCCAUGAUAUUAAUGGGCUGACAGAGGACGAGCUGAUGCAGUACCUUGGCGACCCUCGUAUCACAAAAGUCGUGACGGCGUCUGGCGAGGCAUCAGCCGACCAGAGGGCUCCUCCCUAUCUUGUGUAUCCAGUUUUGUGGCCCUCUGGGAACAGCUCACUCGUCUCUAAUCAAAUAUCCGUCAUCGACUUCGGAGAGGCAUUCACGAUGACCGAUCCCCCGGAGGACCUUGGGAUUCCUCUUGACUUCGCCGCACCGGAAACAUUGUGCGGCGAUCAACCCGGCCCCACUAGUGAUAUAUGGGCUCUUGCCUGCACACUCUUCGAAAUAAGGACGGGCUCGAGGUUAUUCUCACUAGUGGAUCACAGCGAAGAUACUUACAUACCUCUCGUUAUUGAAACGCUUGGUCAGUUUCCCGACGAAUGGUGGUCUAAAUGCCUGGAUUGCAUGGAAUACCCCCCGGACGAACCUUUCAAACCAACAGGCAACCCGGACAGUAAUAUACGGAGUAAACUGAAAAGGCCGGUCUUUCACCUUCCUGUAGAAGCCGGCUCAACUAUCCACAAACGUGUCUUCAUCCGGGAAGAGGAGCAGGAGCUGUUUGCGGACCUCUUGGAAAGCAUGUUUCAGUACGAUGUAGCGAAAAGACCCUCGGCUGAGGAGGUGUUACAGCACCCGUGGUUCUCCUUCAUCUCCAGGGGUAGCUGA